Molecule: messenger RNA, 1055 nt
Organism: Lingula anatina
Lineage: Eukaryota; Metazoa; Brachiopoda; Lingulata; Lingulida; Lingulidae
Product: tyrosine-protein phosphatase non-receptor type 11
Biological process (GO): protein dephosphorylation; positive regulation of ERK1 and ERK2 cascade
Cellular component (GO): cytoplasm
Molecular function (GO): non-membrane spanning protein tyrosine phosphatase activity; cell adhesion molecule binding; receptor tyrosine kinase binding
Source: RefSeq, a predicted model, not a curated record
UCGAAAUAGAGGCAUUUCCGGUUUCGCCAUCGGGCUUCUUUUGAGGUCUAGAACGUUUCCUGGAGAGGAAAAAACAGCAAAUUAUGAGUUCAAGACGAUGGUUUCACCCCAAUAUCUCUGGCCUGGAGGCAGGCACGCUGCUAUCGGAGAGAGGCUUUGAUGGCAGUUUUCUCUGUAGACCAAGUAAAAGUAAUCCUGGGGAUUUUACUCUGUCAGUCAGGAGAAAUGGGGAGGUCACCCACAUCAAGAUUCAGAACACUGGCGACUUCUACGAUCUCUACGGAGGUGAGAAAUUUGCGACCCUGGCCGAGCUGGUCCAGUAUCACAUGGAAAACCAGGGGACAUUGAAAGAGAAGAACGGAGAGAUCAUUAACCUCAAGUAUCCGCUCAACUCUGCAGACCCUACCACUGAGAGGUGGUUCCAUGGUCACAUCUCGGGCAAGGAGGCCGAGCGUGUGCUGGUGGAGAAGGGGCGUAAUGGGAGCUUUUUAGUACGCGAGAGUCAGAGUAAGCCUGGUGACUUUGUCCUGUCUGUACGUUGCGAAGAUAAGGUGACACAUAUAAUGAUACGCACCCAGGAUGGGCGUUAUGACGUGGGGGGUGGAGAGCAGUUUGAAAGCCUCUCAGAUCUGGUGGAGCACUAUAGGAAAAACCCCAUGGUGGAAACAUCAGGGACUGUGGUACACCUCAAAAAUCCAUUCAAUGCAACUAGAAUCAAUGCGUCAGGCAUAGAGAACAGGGUGAAGGUACUUCAGAAGGAAAAUGGGCCCAAAGCAGGAUUUUGGGAGGAAUUUGAGCAAUUGCAGCAGCAGGAAUGUAAGCAUUUGUACAGCAGAAAGGAAGGACAGAGACCUGAGAAUAAAGCUAAAAAUAGAUACAAGAAUAUUCUGCCAUUUGACCACACAAGAGUGCUGCUCAGAGACGAUGACAGUAACCAGGUCGGUGGUGACUACAUCAAUGCUAACAUCAUCACCGUAAGUACAAGGACAAUAUGUGGACAUUAUAAGAUACAUUUGAACCCAACGUGGAUUCCCAAGUAAUCCAUAUAAACCACU